This is a messenger RNA of Batrachochytrium dendrobatidis JAM81, 3164 nucleotides long. RefSeq names its product glutamate--tRNA ligase GUS1. Gene Ontology annotation, cellular component: cytosol; cytoplasm; methionyl glutamyl tRNA synthetase complex. Gene Ontology annotation, biological process: glutamyl-tRNA aminoacylation; translation. Gene Ontology annotation, molecular function: tRNA binding; glutamate-tRNA ligase activity; ATP binding. The record is from RefSeq and is a predicted model, not a curated record. The coding region runs from base 50 to 3106 and encodes 1018 amino acids. The transcript is spliced from 7 exons. Lineage: Eukaryota; Fungi; Chytridiomycota; Chytridiomycetes; Rhizophydiales.
CAAUUCGGCUCGUUUAUAAUUUUCCCUUUUGAUCAUCUUUGAAUAGCGAAUGACACUGUCGUCCGUCAUGGCUACAAAAAUCGCCUUUUCAUUCAAAGGAACUCCUGCUUAUGGUGCUUUGGCUACUGCCUAUGCUCUGAUGGCCAUUCGUAAAGAGAAUGCGACUGGUUUGGCUGCAAACAGUUGUGCAAAUAUUCAGACUUCAUUCUCUGCUACCCAAGACAAGGAUGUUGUGUUGGAUCAUGAUGGACAGACCAUUACUGGAUCAAAUGCUGUCUGUCGUUCGCUUGCUGCACUUCAUUCUACCUGUGGUCUGUAUGGCUCUUCUGCUGCUGUUUCUUCUCAGAUUGAUUACUGGUUAGACUUCUCUCAGGACAAUCUGUUUGUUACCGAUUUUAAAAAACUCGCAUCAUCGUUUGAUGUCUUGAACAACCAUUUGACCCUUCGUUCAUUCAUUAUCGGAUGCUCGGCUACCAUUGCUGAUCUUGCUGUUUGGGGUGCUCUCAAAUCCAACGCUAUAUUCAAUAAACAGCUCAAGGGCGGAAAGUACGAUGGAGAAUAUCUGAUUAGAUGGUAUAAUUCAGUCAGUGCUCUUGAUUUUGUCAUUUCUGGAUUAAAGGAUCUGGAUGUGGCCAAGAAUGCUGCAAAAGAUCGCAAAGAUCAAGGGUCAAUGAGUAUCGAUCUUCCAGAUGCCAUAGAAGGCAAAGUUGUCACUCGUUUUCCUCCAGAACCCAGUGGCUAUCUUCAUAUUGGCCACGCCAAAGCCGUUUUGCUAAACGAUUACUUUGCUCGCCAAUACAAGGGAAAGCUAAUCAUCCGAUUUGACGAUACCAAUCCUAGCAAGGAAAAGUUGGAAUUUCAGGACAGUAUCACUGAAGAUAUAGCACUUCUUGGUGUCAAGGGCGAUAUCUUAUCCCACACUUCGGACCAUUUUGAUCAUUUACUGUCCGAGGCUAUUCGACUCAUUAAGCUUGGUAAGGCGUAUGUGGACGACACCGUUCAGGAAGUUAUGCGUGCUGAGCGUUUUGAUGGUAUUGAUUCCAAAAAUCGUAAUUUGUCUAUUGAAGAAAAUCUGAGCCGGUUUGAAGACAUGAAAAAUGGUACCGAGUCGGGUCUUAAAUCAUGUCUUCGUGCCAAAAUCGAUAUGCAGGACAAGAACAAGGCAAUGCGCGAUCCGGUAAUUUACCGUUGUAACCUAAUACCUCAUCAUCGUACAGGAUCACAGUACAAGGUGUAUCCAACUUAUGAUUUUUCAUGUCCUAUUGUCGACUCUCGUGAAGGCGUAACCCAUGCUCUUCGUACUAUCGAAUACCGUGAUCGUAAUGCCCAAUAUGCCUGGUUCAUAAAGACGCUUGAUCUUCGCUGGGUUCAUGUCUGGGACUUUAGUCGUUUGAACUUUGUCUACACACUGCUUUCAAAGCGCAAGCUAACUUGGUUUGUUGAUGAAAAGCAUGUUUCUGGAUGGGACGAUCCUCGCUUCCCUACAGUUAGGGGAAUUCGUCGCCGUGGUCUAACCAUUGAUGCGUUGCGCCAAUACAUUAUCUCACAAGGUGCAUCUCAACGCGAUCUUAUGCUUGAGUGGGAUAAGCUGUGGACAAUGAACAAAAAGGUUAUUGACCCUAUUUCUCCUCGCUAUGUUGGCAUUGCCAAAAAGGAUAUUGUCAAGGGAAUAUUUAUUGACGAGACGAUUAAAGUGCACACCAAAGAGCUUCUCAAACACAAAAAGAAUGCCGAUCUGGGAGUUAAAACCACUACUUUUGGACCCGAGAUUUAUCUUGAGCAAAACGAUGCCAAGGACUUUGAGCAAGACGAGGAAGUCACUCUCAUGGAUUGGGGCAAUGCAUUUGUCAAGUCCAUUCGACGCAAUCCAGAAACAAAUCAGGUUGAAAGCGUCGAACUUGCUCUGCAUCUUGCUGGUGAUGUGAAAAAGACCAAGAAGAAGUUGACGUGGCUUUCAAGCAGCAUGGAUCUGGCAGAAGCCUCAAAGCCAGUGGACCUCACUCUUUUUGAUUAUGACUACCUUAUCACAAAGAAAAAGCUCGAAGAAGAAGACAGUGUUCAAGACUACCUUACUCCUGUCACAGAGUUCAAGGUGGACGCUUUUGGUGAUGCCAACUUGCGUCUUGUCAAAAAAGGUGACAUUUUGCAGCUUGAGCGCAAAGGAUACUACAUUUGCGAUCGUGCAUAUGAUGCGAAUACUCCUGAUCUUGCUAUCCAUUUAAUUUUCAUUCCAGAUGGAAAACUUGCAUCGCUUGCUUCAAAGGCAACUGACAAUAGUUGCGCAGCCUCUACAAAGCCUCUUGGCUCUAGUUCCGCCACUGCCAACAAGAAAAAGGAGGGCAAAGCAACUUGCGUUGCCGCUAACGAAAAAAGUGGAGGUGUAGCAGCUGGCAGUAUUGUUUGUCCCGAUACAAUGUAUCAAGUUGAUUCUGUUUAUGGCCAACAAGAAAGCAUAUUAGAUUAUCCCAAUGAUAAGAUGUACAAGGUGGAACCCGUCUAUGGACCUGAAGAUUUAGGUACUCAAAAACCUAAAAAGGCAGCCAAAGCAGCAGCCAAACUAUCUGGAUCUGCUAAAGUAUCUGAAGCCCCCAAGACAGCUACCAUGGAAUCAUCAUUAAUUUCCAAGCUGGAUAUUGUUGUCGGAAAAGUGCUGGAUGUCAAGAAGCACCCUGAUGCGGAUACUUUGUAUGUUGAGCAGAUUGAUGUUGGCGAGGACAAGCCUCGUGAAGUGGUUUCUGGGCUUGUGAAAUUUAUGACUGAGGAUGAAAUUCGAGGCAAAACCAUUUUGGUUCUCAAGAACCUCAAACCUGUUGCAAUGCGUGGCAUCAAGUCCUACGCAAUGGUGCUUUGUGCAUCCAAUGCCACGCAUGACAAGAUAGAGUUUCUUGUUCCUCCUGCUGGCAGUGUUCCCGGAGAUCGUGUUUAUUUCCAAGGUCAUGAGGGUGUGCCCGAGGCACAGCUUAAUCCUAAAAAGAAGGUUUGGGAGGCGAUUCAACCGGAUUUCACUACUCGAGAUGAUCUGGUUGCAGUCUGGAAAGAUGUCGAGUUUCGUACUGCCAAGGGUGUUGUCACAACUUCUUCUCUUGCCAAAGCCAGUAUCAAAUAAGUACUGCACCACUUUCAAUCUCAAAAUAAAAAAUUGACAAGAUUAACUAUCCAUUAGC